Messenger RNA from Eimeria necatrix, 189 nucleotides. RefSeq lists its product as hypothetical. NCBI's taxonomy places the organism in Eukaryota, Apicomplexa, Conoidasida, Eucoccidiorida, Eimeriidae. The transcript has a single exon. The record is from RefSeq and is a predicted model, not a curated record. Bases 1 to 189 code for a protein of 62 amino acids.
AUGCUAGUACUUCCUUUCCUGCUGCUGCUGCUGCUGCUGCUGCUGCUGCUGCUGCUGCUGCUGCUUGCCUGCAAAGCCAGUAGGCCCCCAGCUCCGGAAUGGCCCCCGGAGCUGGUGCUGCUUCUCGCUGGCCUCUCUCAGAGAGAUCUUUCCAAGAGAGGGCUGCUGUGGUCAGCCGCAGCAAAUUAA